Endocarpon pusillum Z07020 is the source of this 654-nucleotide messenger RNA. RefSeq names its product 60S ribosomal protein L10a. The record is from RefSeq and is a predicted model, not a curated record. Gene Ontology annotation, cellular component: large ribosomal subunit. Bases 1 to 654 code for a protein of 217 amino acids. Gene Ontology annotation, biological process: translation. The transcript has 3 exons. Lineage: Eukaryota; Fungi; Ascomycota; Eurotiomycetes; Verrucariales; Verrucariaceae. Gene Ontology annotation, molecular function: structural constituent of ribosome; RNA binding.
AUGUCGAAAAUCACAGUCGCCGGAGUGCGCCAAAACGUGCAACAACUUCUCGACUACUCUCUCAACGAGAAGAAGCGUAACUUCCUCGAGACCGUCGAGCUCCAGAUCGGCCUGAAGAACUAUGACCCCCAGCGCGACAAGCGUUUCUCUGGCACGGUCAAGCUACCCACCGUCCCUCGCCCCAACAUGGCACUCUGCAUCCUCGGUGACCAACACGACAUCGACCGGGCCAAACACCACGGCGUCGACGCCAUGUCGGCCGACGACCUGAAGAAGCUCAACAAGAACAAGAAGCUGGUCAAGAAGCUGGCGCGCAAGUACGACGCCUUCGUCGCCUCCGACACGCUCAUGCGCCAGAUCCCGCGUCUCCUCGGGCCCGGCCUCUCCAAGGCCGGCAAGUUCCCCACCCCGAUCACGCACGCCGAGGAUCUGAACGUCAAGAUGACCGAGGUGCGGAGCACCAUCAAGUUCCAGCUGAAGAAGGUGCUGUGUAUGGGCGUGGCGGUGGGCAAUGUCGGCAUGACCGAGGAUGAGCUGAUCAGUAAUAUCAUGUUGGCCAUCAAUUACCUGGUCAGUCUGUUGAAGAAGGGCUGGCAGAAUGUGGGGAGCUUGACCAUCAAGGCGAGCAUGAGCCCGCCGAAGAGGUUGUACUAG